CUCUUGUCUAAUGUUCGGAAGCGCAAUUGAUGCUAGACGUCAUAUAGCAACGUUUGUUUCCGAAGAAAACAACCCUUAAGCAUUUCUGCCUACUUCUCUGACAUUAAAGGCCGUAGUCUGGAAGCUAUGUCCAAAAGUUAUACAGGCCAUGGCCUUGCCUGGAUCACUAUCCUAUGUUGGGCCACGCAAGGACCUCUCGAAACAGUUAUGGGAACACAUAGCUCAAAGAGAUCUAGGAAAUAUGGUGCAGUGGAAAAGGAUCAGAGAAUAUGGCUAGCACCGACGAGUGUCGCGAGAACCGCAUGUAUUGACCUGUUUGACUCUGUUUCAUCCAAUAGGUGCUAGAUGAGUUUGAUGGGACACCAGACUCUACCCUGUGUCUCAAUAUUCAGUGGAAAAAG
Aspergillus brunneoviolaceus CBS 621.78 is the source of this 401-nucleotide messenger RNA. RefSeq lists its product as uncharacterized. The transcript has 2 exons. The coding region runs from base 127 to 345 and encodes 72 amino acids. Lineage: Eukaryota; Fungi; Ascomycota; Eurotiomycetes; Eurotiales; Aspergillaceae. The record is from RefSeq and is a predicted model, not a curated record.